AUGGAGAAGGUGAUGAGUAAAAAAGAUGUGAUUGUAUGCAGAGGAAUAUGGUAUGCAAUGACUCUACUCUCGAUCUUCGGCCUCUCCAUAUCACUCAAUAUUCUCUGGCCACCUGGAGGAAAGUCACCGUCAUGGUCUCGAUUUCUCAGGGACGGUGCGGUGAGUGUCACAACAUUCUACGUAGUGACGCUACUCAGAUAUCUCUUCUUCACCGAUCCUCCUUCUCCUUGCUGCAAAGUCUUUACUAAAAAGGAAGAGAGGUUACCUCAGGUUAUGUUCUCGGGGUUGGUCUUGCAUUUAGUCAUUAUGUCGCCCAUACAUUAUGCAGAUAUUAUGAAAGAGUUUACGGUGUAUGUGUCGCUGUUCACCAUAUCUUUGUUCACGGGUGGGAUAGGGCUUAUCCAGCUGUCGGAUAACCAUAGGAUGGAGACGAGACAUGCUUUGAUCACGCUCUUCCUCGGAUGGCUUUUUGGUCUUUGUGGCAUCUGUAUUGGUUGUUCAUUCGACCCAUAUACUCAGAGAUUGGCAUACGUACAUGGUAUAGGUUUUCAGUCGAUGAUUUGCAGUUUUUUGCUUUCACGUACUUUAUCCAAGGUGGGCUCGGAGACUUGCUCCGCCCCUCCUCUUCGGGUGUGA
Microthlaspi erraticum is the source of this 636-nucleotide messenger RNA. The record is from the annotation of a GenBank genome assembly. NCBI's taxonomy places the organism in Eukaryota, Viridiplantae, Streptophyta, Magnoliopsida, Brassicales, Brassicaceae.